GUGUCUUUGCCAGACCGCGAGCUGAGGCGGAGCAGGGUUUGGUGGACAAGCGAUGGCCGGGAAGAACGUGUGUGUGUCUGACUUUGAGGCGGAAGCCAAGAAGGUUCUUCCGAAGGCCGUCUACGACUACUACCGCUCUGGAGCUGAGGAGGAAACCACACUAGCUGACAAUGUCGCUGCAUUUAAGAGGUGGCGCCUGAUCCCCCGGGUGUUGAGGGACGUGUCCUCGGUGGACCUGAGCGUGUCCGUGCUGGGACACCAGCUCACCAUGCCGCUUUGUGUGGGAGCCACCGCCAUGCAGAGGAUGGCUCACCCCCAUGGAGAGACAGCUACUGCAAGAGCAUGCCAAGCACUGGGCACGGGGAUGAUGGUGAGCUCGUGGGCCACCUCCACUAUAGAGGAAGUGAUGUCAGCGAUGACGACCUCCCCUGGGGCCGGGGGCGUCCUGUGGCUGCAGCUCUACAUCUACAAGGACCGGCAGCUCACGCUCUCCCUGGUCCGCCGGGCGGAGGAGGCGGGCUAUAAGGCCAUCUUUGUUACCGUGGAUACGCCGUACUUGGGGAGGAGACUGGAUGACAUGCGGAACUGCUUUAAACUGCCCUCGCAUCUGAGAUUGUCCAACUUCUCCACAGACUCCUUGUCUUUCUCUGAGGGCGACUAUGGUAGUGACAGUGGGUUGGCGGUGUACGUGGCAAAAGCAAUAGAUCCCACUCUCUGCUGGGAUGACAUUAACUGGCUGAAGAAACACACACGCCUGCCUGUGAUUGUGAAAGGGAUCGUCACUGGGGAAGAUGCCGCGCUAGCAGUGAAGCAUGGCGUCGAUGGCAUCUUGGUGUCCAACCAUGGUGCACGGCAACUGGAUGGGGUUUCGGCCACGCUGGAUGUGUUGGAAGAGGUCGUGGAAGCAGUGCAAGGACGCUGCGACAUCUACCUGGAUGGCGGAGUGAGGCGAGGGACAGAUGUCAUAAAAGCGCUCGCUUUGGGAGCAAAGGCGGUUUUCAUCGGCCGCCCAGUGCUGUGGGGCCUCGCCUGUGAGGGUGAACAAGGAGUUAUUCAGGUCCUGCAGCUUCUCAAAGACGAGCUGACACUAGCUAUGGCCUUAGCAGGUUGUAGGUCCUUAUCGGAGGUGAGCAGGUCUCUGGUCAGGAGAGCGGAGGUCACAUCCAGAAUGUAACAUGGAUCACCACACCGAUAACUUCAAAAGGGCUUCGAAUUGCAACAUUAUUACAUGUUAUACAGUUGUUAUAGUUGUCAUUAUUCUCUUGAUCAAACAUCAUUAAACGUGCGUCUUGAAUUGGUCACUCAGCAGCAUUGUGACCAAAAAAAUGACAGUUUCAGAUCUUACAUUUGAUUAAAGUGAGUUGAUCAAGUAUAAUAGGAUAAUCCAUCUUCCGCUUGAUAUUGUAUAUUUAUUCGGAUAAACUAGACAGAGAAAAGGUGGACAUUUGUACAUUCAAAAUAGCCGUUUCAAUUAAUAAAUCAAAACUAAACUACAGUAAAGCCUGAUUAUGUUGAUGCCCCUCAGACUGGCUGACAGACAAUAUAAGCAGUUGUUGACAUAACCAAAAUCAAACCUAGCCAUUAAUUUGUGGCUUUAGACAGAGACAUCAAGAGAAUGGAUGUUAAUAAAGGAUUUUUUUUUACCUAUCAAAAGGAGUUCCUCUAAUUGUGCAUAAUUUUAUGUUUUCAUUUGCCGCACCAAGUUGGUUUUAUGUCUUGAAGACAUUGACAAUAGGGAUGCCCAUUAAUAUCGGCCGAUAAAUGCUUUAAACUGUAAUAUCGGAAAUUAUCGGUAUCGGUUUCAAAAUGAUCGGUAUCAGUUUCAAAAAGUAAAAUUUAUGACUUUUUAAAACGCCGCUGUGUACACGGACGUAGGGAGAAAGUACAGAGCGCCAAUAAACCUUGAAGGCACUGCCUUUGCGUGCCGGCCCAGUCACAUAAUAUCUACAGCGUUUGACACGCUCACAAGUGAAUGCAACGCAUACUUGAUCAACAGCCAUACAGGUCACACUGAGGGUGGCCGUAUAAACAACUUUAACACUGUUACAAAUAUGCGCCACACUGUGAACCCACACCAAUCAAGAAUGACAAACACAUUUU
Molecule: messenger RNA, 2100 nt
Organism: Nerophis lumbriciformis (worm pipefish)
Lineage: Eukaryota; Metazoa; Chordata; Actinopteri; Syngnathiformes; Syngnathidae
Gene: hao1
Product: hydroxyacid oxidase (glycolate oxidase) 1
Molecular function (GO): oxidoreductase activity; FMN binding
Source: RefSeq, a predicted model, not a curated record